AUGAAGCUCACCCUCGGUAACUGGGCCGCCGUGCCCCUCGCUGUGCUCGCCACGGCGUCGUGCACUGCCGCGCAGCCCUCGCCGGCCUCCAAUGAGACCGUCCACUUCACUAAGCGUCAGACGACCGGCAAUGGCUGGGAUCUGGACGGCAAGUCCUACGACUACGUGAUCAUCGGUGGUGGCACCGCCGGUCUUGCGCUGGCCGGCCGCCUCACGGAGGACAAGUCCAACUCGGUGGCCGUCAUCGAGGCUGGUAACUCGGGCUACGACGACGAUGAGAAGUUCACCGUUCCCGCUGCCAACCUGUACGACUCGUCGGUCAACACCCAGUACGACUGGCAGUGGAAGACCACGAAGCAGAACUACAUGAACGGCCGCCGCGCCUCAUGGCCCCGCGGUAAGGUUCUGGGUGGUAGCUCGGCCAUCAACGGUCUUUACUACGUCCGCAACAGCAAGAAGGAGCAGAACAUCUGGAACGACCUUGCUGGUGGCAACUGGGACUGGGACUCGUUCCUGUCUGCGAUGAAGAAGAGCGAGAACUUUGGCACUCCCCUCAGCAGCGUCGCCGACCAGGCCCACAUCGAGUACGAGUCGAGCUCCCACGGCCACAACGGCCCCCUGCACACCACUUGGUCGGGUAUCACCCACCCUCCGAUCGGCGCCUUUGUCAAGUCGGCCGACUCGGUGUUGGGCGAGAUCAACCACGACCCGUACAACGGCAACAACUGGGGUACCUACGUGGCCACCUCGACCAUCAACAAGGACGACUGGACGCGCAGCUUCUCGCGCAACGCGUACCUUGACCCCGUUUCCCGCCGCUCGAACCUGCACGUCCUCACUGGCCACCGCGUGACCAAGAUCCACCUGGACCGCUCGAACCCCGACAACGUUGUGGCGACCGGCGUUGAGUACGCUGCUAGCAGCGACGAGGACCGCCACACCGUGCACGCCAACAAGGAGGUUAUUGUGAGCGGUGGUGCGAUCAACACCCCCCAGAUCCUUCAGCUCUCGGGUAUCGGCCCCGCGAGCCUGCUCAAGAGCCACAACAUUGACGUCGCGGUCGACCUGCCCGGUGUCGGUGCGAACCUGCAGGACCACCUUUCGGUCGGCAUGUCGUUCAAGCCCAAGAAGAAGUCGGAUGUCGGCCCCUCGUCGCUCACUGGCAACGCCAAGAAGGACUCGUACGUGAACGCGGCUGUGUCGUACGUCGGCAUGGACAAGCUCUUCAAGGACCCCGACUCGUUCGUCAGCAAGAUCCAGAACAGCGUCGAUGGUAUCAUCAGCGGCUUUGACGCCCCCAGCGCUGUGAAGAAGGGUAUGCGCAAGACCUACUCGGCCAUUGUCAACGACAUCUACCCCUCGAAGGUGGCCCCGCUCGAGAUCCUCGGCAACGUCAUGUUCGGCAGCAUUUCGAUCCAGGCCGCCCUGCAGCACCCCAUGUCGCGUGGCUCGGUGAAGAUCACGAGCAAGAACCCCUUUGCCAACCCCAACAUUGACCCCGGCUACCUCUCGCAGAACACUGACCUGGUGAUCCUGCGCCAGGGUGUCAAGCUGAUCCGUAAGCUCGCCCAGCAGUCGCCGCUCAAGGACCUGAUCGACUACGAGCAGAACCCCGGCAGCAACGUCCAGAGCAACGACGACAUUGAGAACUGGGUGCGCCAGGUCGGCGGUACCGAGUACCACCCCAGCUGCACCUCGUCGAUGCUCCCCCGCUCGCAGGGCGGUGUCGUCGGCAACGACCUCAAGGUGUACGGCACGUCGAACAUCCGUGUCGUCGACGCCUCGGUCCCCCCGAUUUCUUUCUCGACCCACCUGAUGUCGGUUACCUACGGCAUCGCCGAGGUUGCUGCUAACCUCAUUGGUGGCAACUAA
Molecule: messenger RNA, 1872 nt
Organism: Malassezia japonica
Lineage: Eukaryota; Fungi; Basidiomycota; Malasseziomycetes; Malasseziales; Malasseziaceae
Exons: 1
Coding region: 1-1872 (623 amino acids)
Molecular function (GO): oxidoreductase activity, acting on CH-OH group of donors; flavin adenine dinucleotide binding
Source: RefSeq, a predicted model, not a curated record